Messenger RNA from Porites evermanni, 7171 nucleotides. NCBI's taxonomy places the organism in Eukaryota, Metazoa, Cnidaria, Anthozoa, Scleractinia, Poritidae. The record is from the annotation of a GenBank genome assembly.
CAAGAGAUGUCGGAAAUGGAGGAAUCCCUGGAAGGUUUGAGGAAAGAACUGGAGGCAGUAGAGAAGGAAGAAAACAAGCUGCGAGCUCAAGAAGUGGAUAUCAAACAUGAAGUAGAAAAAUAUGAGACUGUAUUGAAGGAAAAUCAACAGAAGGUCAAGCACUGGCAGAAAGAGGUAUACAAUGCAGCCUGUGAGCAAGCUCUUCAUUUUGGGGGAGUUGCGAGUAGUCACGCGAGAGCGAGGAAAAAACCUCCACCCCUCGUGGCUUCGCCGCUCGCCGCGCUCGCCAAAAAUGGAGACCCUGCUCGCGGACUUUACAAUGAAGGAUCAAAUUCUUGUUUUUUGUAAACAACGAAACACGUUGGCAAGAGAAGUUUGGUUAUGGAAGCUACUAACCAUCAAAGAUGAAAACAACGGUGCUGCAAUUUAUGUUUAUGUUUUAUUAUUAUUAUUAUUGAUCAUCACAUUUACAAUACUACAAAAAAAAAUUCAACUAAACUGUUCAGCGAGGUAAAUUGAAUAAUCUAAAGUCAACUUAAAAUUUACUGUUUUGUCUUAACGUAAUCAAUGAAUGAAAUUUUAAAUCUAAGUACAUUUUCUCGACUAGUUAAAAAGAAAACCUGUUGCUCAGUAACUUCAAACUGAUAGAAUUGCUAUUGACCCUCAAGUCAAAAAAGCCAAGCAAAAGAUACAGGGGAAUUUCUCGAACACUGGGUUUUUUCGAAAUUGCCGAUUAUAGGCCAUUUUCACGAUUUCAACAUUUGACUACAACUACCAGAAUUCAUUUCGUUUUGCUUUCUUAUUCAAAUUUGUCAAUCUCGCUCGGGCUUAAAAAACAAUAGGCCUAAUUUGCACAAGAAAACACAAACUGAAGGAUUCUGGUAGUUGUAGUAAAAUGACGACAUCGUGCAAUUGUCCUAUGCGAACCAAACCCAUCUUCUCUUUGCCAGUCAAACACUGUAAUUUUACCCCCGAUUUCUCAAACCUCCUGAUAAAUUCCAACCAAUUUGCUGUUCCCUAGGUGUUUCGUGUUUUCGGGAUUCCACUGUACAAGACAAAAAAUAUAUUUGGGAAUUUGCCGGUCGUGUUGACCAGUGACCUAUUGCCCGACCAAACAAGUCUUAGGUCGAACUCGUCUCUCUUCUGACCUGUGAGAAUGUUAAAAAUAGCACGAUUAUACCUUGAACUUACAAGCCUAGUAACAAGCAAAAAAAAUAGGAUGAAAAAAGAUGACUGUGUGAAAGUGCAUUUUUUCUGGUCGCUUUUUUACGUGUCCUGUUAAAAUGCCCGGUAAAGCGAAAGUGUUUCCAGACAAAUGGGCAUCUCUGUCGGACAGUGUCUGUUGACCGGCCUUUAUUCUGUAUAACAAUGAAAUGUUUACCACCCAGCCCACCACCGUAGGACUAUCAAACUGUCUACCCUCAUAGCUGCAUAUAGUUNAUCUCGCUCGGGCUUAAAAAACAAUAGGCCUAAUUUGCACAAGAAAACACAAACUGAAGGAUUCUGGUAGUUGUAGUAAAAUGACGACAUCGUGCAAUUGUCCUAUGCGAACCAAACCCAUCUUCUCUUUGCCAGUCAAACACUGUAAUUUUACCCCCGAUUUCUCAAACCUCCUGAUAAAUUCCAACCAAUUUGCUGUUCCCUAGGUGUUUCGUGUUUUCGGGAUUCCACUGUACAAGACAAAAAAUAUAUUUGGGAAUUUGCCGGUCGUGUUGACCAGUGACCUAUUGCCCGACCAAACAAGUCUUAGGUCGAACUCGUCUCUCUUCUGACCUGUGAGAAUGUUAAAAAUAGCACGAUUAUACCUUGAACUUACAAGCCUAGUAACAAGCAAAAAAAAUAGGAUGAAAAAAGAUGACUGUGUGAAAGUGCAUUUUUUCUGGUCGCUUUUUUACGUGUCCUGUUAAAAUGCCCGGUAAAGCGAAAGUGUUUCCAGACAAAUGGGCAUCUCUGUCGGACAGUGUCUGUUGACCGGCCUUUAUUCUGUAUAACAAUGAAAUGUUUACCACCCAGCCCACCACCGUAGGACUAUCAAACUGUCUACCCUCAUAGCUGCAUAUAGUUGAUUAAUUGUUAUCGAUGUAUUUGUGUCCUUAGCUGAGUAAGCUGUCGCUGCAGCCUGUAAGUGCCUCUGCUGAUGCUGAACCAGAAGAGAGUCUUCCAACUCUGACGCGGGAGGAACUGGAAGGGGUUGAUAAAGAAACUGUCAUGGUAAGCAGCAGGAUUUUUAGUUUGAAAGUUACUGCAUACAACAAUGACCAUAUAAUAGCAUGGUUCGUACAAUCUUGUAAAGGUCUUGAGUUUUAGUAGUUGUCUUGAAAAGUCCUUGAAUUCGGUAAAGGUCCUUGAAAGGUACUUGAUUUCUUUAUUAGGUGUUGAAAAAUCCUUGAAAUUCACUACCUUGUCUAAAAACAUGCAUGUGCAUGAGCAAUAUCUUACUUCUGUUUUUUAUUUUAUUUUAAAUGCUAUUUCUGUACCUCAGAUACAAUUGCAAGUCAUACCCAGUCAUUUGUACCAAAAAAUGUGUUGCGCGUGCAGAGUUAAAAUUUUGCUCAUUAAACCUAUUGCUUUUUUGCUUUUCGUUUUUAUACUUCUAAAUUAUUAUUAUAAGGGGAAUUAGUAAUUUUCAAUCAAAAAGCCUGCCGUUAAUUUUUGAAUUAAGGAAACCUGUUAAACUGAAGACGCAUCCUUCUCAUUCGUCUUCUGGCCCGGAUUCUAGAGGCCUGUCUGUAAUUUUGUUGAUGCAUUUUUUUCAGUAUGAAAUUACUGUUUUGGAGGAAAAAUUACAGCAGAUGAAACCAAACAUGGCAGCUAUUGCUGAAUAUCGUAAAAAGGUAAUGUAUAGCAAACGUCUCCUCCUCAUUUUCGCCAUGUCAAGAGCGUGGGGUGUGAACCUUCAAAUGUAAAAUCAUGUGAAAUAAUAUCUUUAAUAAACCUUGCUGCUAGGUUGAUUAUUCACUAUAAUCAGUACAUGGCAUUAUAUCACUCUUACUGACUUUGUAAACUAAGAUUUUUGGUUUCCUUCCCUCCCACCGCCACGCUUUGUUUGUGGUCACAUGAUGCGGAAGUUUGUGUAACCUUUUCUAUGAUAUGUACUCCGUAGGAAGAAGCUUACCUGGCUCGAGUCAAGGAGCUUGAUGACGUCACCAACGAUCGUGAUCAAAAAAGAAAAGAGCAUGAAGCCAUGCGCAAACAGCGCCUUGAUGAAUUUAUGACAGGGUUUUCCGUGAUCACGACUAAACUCAAGGAAAUGUACCAGGUGCUUAAUUACUUCCCUAGCCAUGAGUAAUAAUAAUAAUAACAAUAAUAUACACUUACCGUAUGUAGCGCCUUUCUCUUAGUGAUCCAAAGCGCUUUACAAUCAGUAGAUAUUUAGAAAACAAAUAAUUCAAAUGCAACAUAACAGGAUUAAAAACCCCAACUGGCAGGAGGCCACCAGUUGGCUAUUUACAAGCGUGGCCGAGGAUUUGAACUCGGAACUACCGAGAAAAAAUCCAGCAAGUGGCCAGAGCGGAACUCGAACCCGGGACCGCCGGAUUGCGAGUCCGACGCGCUAACCACUCGGCCACGCUACCUCCUGUAACAACUCCUUACCACAACUCUUUUCUUUCCCCAUUGUAGAUGAUUACUCUUGGCGGUGAUGCUGAGCUGGAGCUGGUUGACAGUCUUGAUCCUUUCUCUGAAGGAAUUGUUUUCAGGUUAGUAACACAAUACAAGAAAGGAAUUUUAAAAUCACGUAAACGGCAAACGAUAAUUUGUACCACGUGACCCAUUUGCCCUCUAAUAGGCCUUUAAAAAAAAUACUAUAAUAGUUUGUUGUCCCUCCAAAAGUUUACUUAAGUAUUGUUUUCAAGUUCUCUUGGGGCGAUUGUAAGUCCUAAACUAUUGUCAUUUUGUGUUCAUUAUACGGUCGAAACCCCGCUUUACGGACACGCUAAAUAUGGACAGUUUUCUUUGUCAAUGGGGAAAAGCCUUUAAUUUUCUCUUCAACCCGCUUUUUACGGACACAGGUUAAUGCGGACCACAAACACUUAUUUCUUGCCCAAUCAACAGAUUCUCAUAGAACGUUUACUUCUGGUCUUUUACUCGGAUUUUUAAGCAGAAAUCUCGUAAAUUUGCGCAGGAUACCAUCCUGUGCAAGUUAACGAGAUUUCUACGCAAAAACGGAGUAAAACGUCCCCACUAUACUACUCUAAUGGAAACAUUUCAUUGUCAACUGUGUGCUGUAAUAAACCUUGCCUUUUUGACAGCAUGUUGACUUUUCCAGAGUUUUAACGAGCACCUUGAAAUUAAGGACUUCAAGAUCUGAGAACGCUACGGCAGCCGAAACGCUGCUUAAAAGUAAAUUUGUGUUCUUCAGUCUCAGUUGUGAUUAUUCCUACCGUCUGAAAUUGUCAAAUGUAGGAAAACCGUCCGAAGAACCAUAUCCAAGUUAAAGAGAAAUAAAAUUUCGUCGUCGUUAGUUCACAUAUUCCAUAAAACGUAAAAUUAGGUAAUUUCACGUCGUAGUCAAUAACUGAAUCAUGCAAAAACGGCAAAGAAAUGUUUAAAAAAGUGUGGUGCACGUGCAAAGGUGUUGUUUUGCCAACGAAACCUAUUGGUUUUUUGACGUUGCCGUCGCGUCGUCGGAUCUUAGGGUCUGUUUACAUGGAGGUGUGGGACCCUAGGUAGGUGAGGUAACUCGCUUAGGUGGGGUAACCCGCCUGUCCAUAUAAUAUCUCAUGUGGUCACCCCAUCUAUCAUGUAAACGGGAUCAAAUUAAGAGAUUAUAUGGAUAGGCGGGUUACCGAACCUUCCUGGCGUGCCACACCUUCAUGUAAACAGGCCCUUAAAGUCUCUAUAAAGUCAUCGUGAAGACUGAGUGUAUGGUGUAUUCUCUUUGGAUACUUAAUUAACUUCAUUUUAUGAUUGCCACUGUUUCAAUUCUCAGUGUGAGGCCACCAAAGAAGAGCUGGAAAAAUAUUUCAAAUUUAUCAGGUGGAGAGAAGACACUGAGUUCUCUUGCUUUGGUAGGUUUACGAUUUGCUUACAUGGACCCUUUGCACAAAACGGUCGCAUGGUACAAAAACACCUCGCUGGAGAAAAAAAACAACGCUGUGGGAUCUUGAAACGAAUUAGGAUAUUGGCUUUUUUCGAAUGAUGUAUUCUCUUUACUUUUCUGCCUCACUGCUAGACUUUCUAUAAGCCUAAUUUUUUUCCUGGUUGGUUAUGCCAUUUUGAAGGACUUCAUAAUUCACCGGUCGAAAAUUCCGGCGGUGACGUCAGGACAAUUGACCAAUAGGACAGUGAAAGAUAUUUCACGCGGCUCCGGACACAGCAUAUGUCAAUCAUUUUUUUCCCGCGUGAAUUUAUUAUGAUUCAAAUCCAUUCAGGCGAAACAAGUUGACCUCCAGAUUUCGUCGGUCGGUGCGCGACCUCAUGCUUUGAAGCUCGCUUCGAUUACUUCUAAGAACUUGUGAAAGGUCGACUUGUAGCAAGUCUCCCCCACUGGGUCGUUUUCCAUCCAACGAGAUAUUUUUGUUCCAUGAGAGUCCCUAGCAUGGCCGAAUUAGGUGUCCAAUUCUUUGGCUUGGUAGUGUGUUGUUUGCGUGCUUGCCUUUUUAAUGUAACGGCUUUCGAUAUAAUGCACGUUGCACUUGUUGGAAGUUACAUUUUUGUCCGCUUGUUUAGGUAUUUGCUCUUCAUCACUACAAGCCCACACCUUUGUACGUCAUGGAUGAAAUCGAUGCUGCCCUGGACUUCAGAAAUGUGUCAAUUGUGGCCAACUACAUUAAGGUCAGCAACAGUGUUUACUGUUAAUGUACACCCCUGGUACUGAUCAAAUUAAAAUCACACCCAAAACUCUAAAUAUCUUUUUGUAAAUCCUAAGAGUCAAAUAGACUUUCCUGAUGCCGGGUUUUAUGCAAACCUCACUUUGUGGGGCUUAAAUUGGUCGCUCCGUUAGAUCAAGCGGCGCUGUCUUAUUUUUUCGUUUUCUUUCUUUUUUUCCGCCAAUUUUCUUUCUUUUUUCCUCUCCUAAUUCCGUCUAUUUGUUUUGAUGAAGAUGUAUACCGUUUGAUCCGAAAUACUUUUGCUGAAUGUAGACUCAACCGAGAACGUUGUAAACAGAUACGUACUUAUUUGAUUAAGCGCCCAACUUCGAAUUAGCGCCAAACCUGUAGGGUAUAAAAGUUCGCCCAGCCUCGAAUAAACGCCCACCAACACCCACCAACCUCCCCCCCUUAAGAAAAAGCUGAAGUAGACAAGAAGAUUAUUGGUUAUUGUUUCUUUUACUACCCUAUCUGCUCCUCGUCGACUGCCCCAUUCGCAGACGUUAGGCUGUGAGACAUCUACGAGGCAACAUCAGAGAGUUCGGUUAUUGACCUUACUGACGAUGAGAUAUAAAUUGACUAGGUACUUCUAAGAAACUUAGAAGACCGAACGAGUUCUUAGUCUUUUUUAAAUAAACUUUCAAUUAACAGUUAUAAUUCUGCUCCGGCACAUCUUCACGUUUUGUCCUUAUUGCUGUUUUGUUGGAAAAUUUACUUACUUGCUGAAAAUAAUGAAAAUUUAAUAAGCGCCCACUUCCAAGGCCCAAAAAUAUAAGAAACGGCUAGGACACCUAAUCGAAUAAAUACGGUGAAAAAAGGGUGAAAGACGUACUUACCAGCUCUUUCGCUUUUUAUGUUCUCUCUACAGGAAAGGACCAAAAAUGCACAGUUCAUAAUCAUCAGCUUACGGAACAACAUGUUUGAAUUAGCUGACCGACUCAUUGGUAUAUUUAAAACGGAUAAUUGUACAAAGAGUGUGGCAAUCAAUCCACGAGCGAUAGCAUCCACUGCCUGAUAAGCCAGAUCGCGACCAGUUAGUAUCUAGAGGGAUUGUUGUAUUAUAAAUAAAAAUGUAUUUUUACAUCGUUAUUGUGUAAUUCUCUCUAUUGUUGGGAAUNCGGUGAAAAAAGGGUGAAAGACGUACUUACCAGCUCUUUCGCUUUUUAUGUUCUCUCUACAGGAAAGGACCAAAAAUGCACAGUUCAUAAUCAUCAGCUUACGGAACAACAUGUUUGAAUUAGCUGACCGACUCAUUGGUAUAUUUAAAACGGAUAAUUGUACAAAGAGUGUGGCAAUCAAUCCACGAGCGAUAGCAUCCACUGCCUGAUAAGCCAGAUCGCGACCAGUUAGUAUCUAGAGGG